This is a messenger RNA of Arabidopsis thaliana (thale cress), 1177 nucleotides long. RefSeq names its product FANTASTIC four-like protein (DUF3049) (gene FAF1). The transcript has a single exon. Lineage: Eukaryota; Viridiplantae; Streptophyta; Magnoliopsida; Brassicales; Brassicaceae. The record is from RefSeq and is marked reviewed. Bases 110 to 925 code for a protein of 271 amino acids.
CUACUUCCCAUCAUCUUCAUCACACACCCAUACUCUUCCUCGAACUCUCUUCUUCUUUCUCUCUUACUUUGUGUUUGCUCUGUUUUGCUCUCUUAACACAACACAAAAAAUGUCCAUCGUUGUUGGCCAAGCUUACCAACAUCUUCCCAAGCAAGUAAGCCAAAAUCCUGACGUGGGUGGAUGGAGUUUCUUGCAAUAUUUCUCUGAGCCAAAAGGCAUUGUCCAGAACAGAGAAGACGACACAAAGAAAACAGCUUAUGUCUACCCGAUCGAGAAGCGUUCCGUAGCUAAACUGAGCCUUGAGAUGUGCACAGAGAGCCUCGGGACCGAGAAUGGGAGUGAUAGUGGAGACGAGAUGUCGUUACUUGCGCUUGAAGCAACCAAUAUUUCAAAGAGUCCUCGUCUUACUACGAAACCUCAAAAAGAAACUAGCUUCAUGACCCGUGAGAACAGUUUUCCUCCGCCGCUAAACUCCGUCAACGGAUUCAACAAUAGCCGUAUGGUGAAAUCGUAUAAAGAAGACGGUCGUCUUGUUGUUCAAGCAAUUAGGGUUUGUUCUCCACCUCGUUGCUUUGUAUCUGAACGUCGUGAAGGAAGGCUUCGUCUCUGUUUAUCACAGAAUUCAUUGAAUAGCCAAGACGCAGAAGAAGAGUUUGAAGAAGAAGAUGAAGAUGAUCAAUACGAUGCAGAGGAAGAAGAAGAAGAAGAAGAAGAAGAAGAAGAAGAAGAAGAAGAAGAAGAAGAAGAAGAAGAAGAAGAAGAAGAAGAGGACGAGGAGGGCAUUGUGGGGAAUAAUGAGAACUUUGAGGGUAAAAGUGGAAAUAAAAAGGUUAGCAACAGGCCAAAAAGGAGAUGCAAUGAAAAUGGAUGUGAGCCUAAAACUAUGCUUAAUUGGAAGCAGCAGCAAUUUUGGGUGACCACUUAAUGGGAAUUACUCAACUCAGCAAAUAAUUAUUUUUUACGGCUUCUAAUUCUACAUAUAUAAAUGCUAAAAUGUGAGUUAAUUGUUACUUAAACUGUUUAACAACAUAGAGAACUAAUCUUCAUUAUCUGCUUUUACUUUUUAGUAUGUUAUAGGUAACCUUUGAUUAUUAACGAGAGUUUUAGUUAUGUUUUCAUAGACUAACGAGAGUGAAACUAUAGUUUUAAAAAGGGUAAUAAAGUACCAGUAAUAGUG